Molecule: messenger RNA, 1021 nt
Organism: Solanum pennellii
Lineage: Eukaryota; Viridiplantae; Streptophyta; Magnoliopsida; Solanales; Solanaceae
Product: glutaredoxin-C9-like
Exons: 1
Coding region: 393-842 (149 amino acids)
Source: RefSeq, a predicted model, not a curated record
UUUGAAAGCAGACUUUCUACAUUCACCAGAUACAAAUAAUGUUUAUAUAUAUGUUUUAUUCUUACCAACCACACUUGUGAUUUAUCUUUUAUCUCGAUACGUAUAUAUUUAGAAUUUGAACCGAAGUUAAUAGGUAGUAACAAACUCGUACUAUAUAACCCCUCAAUAGUAUGAAAAGAUAUAAACUAAAUACAUUUGUCUUCCAUUUAUUGUUAUGAUGUAAUGCAAAACCACCCUAUACAAAUAACUUUUGACUUUUUUAAUAUCCUACUUCUAUAUAUAUAUACACACAUAUCAAUUCCAUUUUCUAUAUUUCCUCAACACAAUCAUAGUCAUUCCAAAGAAAAAUAAAAAUAUCAUACAUAACAAUUUUUAUUUUUAAUUUUUUCACAAUGCAAGAUGCACUUCCAUACAAAUCAUGGAAUUUUUUUCCAACAAAUUCCACGGUCCUAAACAAAUCUUCGUCUCUAACGAUCAAUCAAAUCAAUUACUCUAAAGGGAAUUUCAAGAAAACGGUAACGGAAAACGCCGUUAUAGUUUUUAGACGACGUGGCUGUUGUAUGAGCCACGUCAUCAAACGUUUACUUCAAUGUCUUGGAGCGAACCCCGUUAUGUAUGACAUUGAAGAAAAAUACGAAAAUGAGGCGAUAAUCGAGCUAGAGAACAUCGGAAAAUCUGUCGGUGGUGGCGGUGAUCGGAGAGAGGAUCGGAGUUUGUCAUCGCCGUUGCCGGCGGUGUUUAUCGGAGGAGAGUUGUUCGGAGGAUUGGAUCGGAUUAUGGAAGCUCAUAUUAGUGGUGAAUUAUGUCCUGUUUUGAAAAAUGCAGGGGCAUUAUGGCUAUAAUUUUUAUUUUAUAUUAUAUAUAUAUAUAUAUAUAUAGUAACAAUUUAACUACGAUAUUAUAUUUUCGUUUUACUUUUAACGAAAAGAUUUGUAUCGAGAUUGGCUUUUGAUGAACUACGUACUUCUAGGCGAACUCAUGGCUUGUUUGAAAUAUAAUAUUAUUACUUUAUCUGAUGUCU